Messenger RNA from Aphidius gifuensis, 420 nucleotides. RefSeq names its product phosphate carrier protein, mitochondrial-like. The record is from RefSeq and is a predicted model, not a curated record. Lineage: Eukaryota; Metazoa; Arthropoda; Insecta; Hymenoptera; Braconidae. Gene Ontology annotation, biological process: mitochondrial phosphate ion transmembrane transport. Gene Ontology annotation, cellular component: mitochondrial inner membrane. Gene Ontology annotation, molecular function: phosphate transmembrane transporter activity.
AUGGCUGAUGAAGGACUUGGUGGUUUUUACUAAGGUCUUGUACCACUUUGGCUUCGUCAAAUUCCAUAUACAAUGAUGAAGUUUGCAUGCUUCGAGCGUACCCUUGAACUUCUUUAUAAAUAUUUGUCUGGUUAUAUUGCUGGUGUAUUCUAUGCUGUUGUUUUACAUCCAGCUGAUUCUAUUGUCUCCAAGUUAAACCAAGAGAAAGGUGCAACUGCUGGUAAUGUUUUACGUAAACUUGGUUUUGCUGGUGUUUGGAAAGGUCAUGGACCUAGAAUUGUUAUGAUUGGUACAUUGACUGCUGCUCAAUGGUUUAUCUAUGAUGGUGUCAAAAUAUACCUCUGUAUGCCACGUCCACCACCAUCAGAGAUGCCAGAAUCACUCAAGAAAAAAACUUGGAAUUCAAUAAAUUUUAAAUGA